UCUCUCUCUCUCUCUCUCUCUCUCUCUCUCCUACCUCCCUGCUUGUAAACUGUGGGAGUGAACACCCCAGUGGAUGGGAUGCUGCUGACGCUCAGAGUGGAUGAAAAAAAACUGCUUGUCACUGUCACGUCACGUCACAUCCUGACUGCAGCUAUAAAACGCCCCGAUGCUGCAGCCCCAGAGCCACAGACGCUCUCAGCAGCCGUCUGCGUUCAUCUCUCCCUGCUCUCCUCUCAGUCUCACUGUACUGCUCUCCUGUUCUCUCUCUCUCUCAUCCUCUCUUGUGUCUCUCUCGUCUGAUCUCUUGAUUCUGCGAUGGCUUCUCUCGGCUACGAUCCCUUCUUCCCGGCCAGCCACCGCCGGAGAGUGGAGGUGCGCAGCGGUGGGGGGGGUGGAGGCUACGGGGGCUUGUCUCGCUCCCGCUCCGUCUUCACCUCCUACUCCUCUCCCAUGUCCCGUGCCGCUCCCCACUACUCUCUGGCUGUGUCUCCCAUGGCGACCGACUUGGAGAUGAGCAAGGUGGCGCAGGUGAGCUCGGAGAUGAUGGCGGUGCGCACGGCGGAGAAGACGCAGCUGCAGGACCUGAACGACCGCUUCGCUGGCUUCAUCGAGCGUGUGCACCAUCUAGAGCUGCAGAACCGCGCGCUGGAGUCCGAGCUGCAGGUUCUACGUCAGUGCCACGGGGAACCAUCCGGCCUGCGCUCCAUCUACGAGCAGGAGGUGCGGCAGCUGCGCGCAGCAGUGGAGGAGGCGUGCGGGGAACGGCAGGCCGCGCAGGAGCGCAGGCAUCAGCUGGAAGAGGCGCUGCGUGCCCUGCAGGGCCGCUACGAAGAGGAGGUGCUGGCACGCGAGGACUCGGAGGGCCGGCUGGCGGAGGCACGUAAGGGGGCAGACGAGACAGCCCUGGGCCGGGCCGAGGAGGAGAAGCGUCUGGACACGCUGCUGGACGAGCUGGCCUUCCUCAAGCGGCUCCAUGAGGGGGAGAUCACUGAGCUGCAGGCCCAGAUGCACUACAGCGCGCAGGUCUCCGUGGAGAUGAAGGUGGUGAAACCGGACCUGUCGGUAGCACUGCGGGACAUCCGGACCCAGUACGAGCGCCUGACUCAGCAGAACAUGCAGUCCGCCGAAGAGUGGUACCGCACCAAGGUCGGCUCCAUGGCCGACAGCACGGCUCGCCACUCGGACGACAUCCGCCUGGCCCGAGACGAGGCGGGCGAGUUCAGGCGCCUGCUGAAAGCCCGAGACCUGGAGAUCCAGGCCUGCCAGAGCCUCAACCAGGCGCUGGAGAGACAGCUGCAGGAGGUGGAGGACAAGCAGAGCGACGAGAUCGCCAGCAUGCAGGACUUGAUCGGCCAACUUGAGGACGAGCUGAGGACCAUAAAGAACGAGAUGGCGCACUACCUGAAAGAAUACCAGGACCUGCUGAAUGUCAAGAUGGCUCUGGACAUUGAGAUCGCCGCCUACAGGAAGCUGCUGGAGGGGGAGGAGACACGUUUCAACGUGGGCGGAGUCGGGGGCAUGUCCAGCGUCUUCUCACACACCAUCUCCUCCACCCCGUCCUUUGGGCGCCCCGUCUUCUCUGUGCAGUCCAGCCUGACCUCUGGCACCCCCUAUCUGCUGGGAACGCGCCUCCUCAGCUCCUCCUCCUUCAGCGACGACAUGUUGACCUCCAGCACGGCCCAAAAGGCAAGGGCCAGCCCAGCAAAGGAGGAGGAGGAGGAAGAGGAGGAAGGAGAAAAGGGAGGAGAGGAGGGAGAAAGUGUUGAAGAAGAGAAACAGGAGGGAGAAGUGGAAGAAGAGAAGGAGGAAGGAGAGACGGAAGCAGGCGAAGAGGAAGAGGAGGUAGAGGGAGAAGAGGAGGGAGGAGAGAAGGAGGGAGGAGAGGAGAAAGGUGAAGAGGAGGGAGAAGAGGAGAAAGGUGAAGAGGAGAAAGGAGGGGAC
Messenger RNA from Clupea harengus (Atlantic herring), 1941 nucleotides. RefSeq names its product neurofilament light polypeptide-like. The annotation marks the transcript as partial. The record is from RefSeq and is a predicted model, not a curated record. Gene Ontology annotation, molecular function: structural constituent of postsynaptic intermediate filament cytoskeleton. Gene Ontology annotation, cellular component: intermediate filament; cytoplasm; axon. The transcript is spliced from 4 exons. NCBI's taxonomy places the organism in Eukaryota, Metazoa, Chordata, Actinopteri, Clupeiformes, Clupeidae. Gene Ontology annotation, biological process: neurofilament bundle assembly.